AUGGCAAAGCGCCUGACUUUCAGCCCCACAAACGUUCAGAUGUACGGGACCCUCACCCAUCCCACGGCUCCUCACUUGGUGCAGGCAGAGCGGGCAUCUCACGUUCUGGGCAGAAAUGACCUGCAGCCGACAGCUGCAAGUCUUGAUCUGCUGCCCAGAAGGAGAUCCCUGAGACCCAACCUCACCAUGGAUCCACAGAACCAAUCCACUGUGACCGAGUUCAUCCUCCUGGGUCUGUCCAGUAGCACAGAAUUGCAGCCGAUCAUUUUCAUGCUGAUCCUCACCAUGUACCUGAUCAACCUGGCUGGAAACAGCCUGAUCGUCACGGUCGCCUGGACUGACCCCAAGCUGCAGACCCCCAUGUUCUUCCUGCUCAGCCAGCUCUCCUGCGUGGACAUGAACUUCUCCUCAAUCACCGUACCACAGUUCCUAGUCCACAUCUUCUCCAAACAUAAAGCCAUCCCUUAUGGAAGCUGCUUUGUCCAGAUGACCUUUUUCUUGGCCGUGGGCAACAUGGAGGGUUACGUGCUGGCCACCAUGGCCUAUGACCGCUACGUGGCCGUCUGCAUGCCCCUGCACUAUGCCACAGUCAUGACCCAGGAGCUCUGCAUGCGCGUGAUGGUUGGGUCCUGGGUCCUGCCCUUUCUGAAUGACCUGGUGGUCUUCACCGAGGGAAUCAGUGUGGUCGUCUCCCCCUUCCUCUUCAUCUUGGCCUCCUAUACCCGCAUCGGAGCCGCCGUGCUACACCUGCGCUCGGCUGAGGGGCUGCGCAAAGCAGUGUCCACCUGCGGCUCCCACGUGUUGGUGGUGACACUGUUCUACGGCACGGUAAUCCGCUUGUACUUCCAGCCCCCCGGCCACUCCAGCCUGGAGCAGGACCGACGUGUUGCUGUCUUCUACACGGUGGUAUCUCCCAUGCUGAAUCCGCUCAUCUAG
Tachyglossus aculeatus (Australian echidna) is the source of this 936-nucleotide messenger RNA. RefSeq names its product olfactory receptor 1J2-like. The record is from RefSeq and is a predicted model, not a curated record. Gene Ontology annotation, biological process: G protein-coupled receptor signaling pathway. Lineage: Eukaryota; Metazoa; Chordata; Mammalia; Monotremata; Tachyglossidae. Gene Ontology annotation, molecular function: olfactory receptor activity; G protein-coupled receptor activity. The transcript has 3 exons. The coding region runs from base 1 to 936 and encodes 311 amino acids. Gene Ontology annotation, cellular component: membrane.